Molecule: messenger RNA, 1374 nt
Organism: Rhodotorula toruloides NP11
Lineage: Eukaryota; Fungi; Basidiomycota; Microbotryomycetes; Sporidiobolales; Sporidiobolaceae
Exons: 2
Coding region: 1-1374 (457 amino acids)
Molecular function (GO): protein binding
Source: RefSeq, a predicted model, not a curated record
AUGCUCUUGAUCUGGCCAAACCUCCUCCUUGCGCUGUUCGGCGUCCUCCUCGGACAUCCAACCAUCCGCCGCCGCACCCUCCGCCUCAUCCGCUCCUUCCUCUCCCUCUUCCAGUCUCACCCGCCUCCUCGACUCCCGAACGAGUUGCUUAGCGAGGUCUUCCUUGCCCUGGAGGACGACAAACCGACGCUCCUUGCGCUCUGCUUGUGCUCAAAGCGCUUCCACGCGCUUGCCGAGCCCGUCUUGUACCGCUCCGCCCGCGCAACAAUCCGAGUCGGCACCUGCGCUUCACACCUCCACAGCGAUGCGCUCCUCUCCAAACUCCUGCAGGCGCCCACCCUCGCUUCAUGCGUGACGACGCUCGAACUCGCACUCGAGUCAGACUUGUCGUUUCCACCGCCUGACCGGCCUCUCCUCCUCCCUCCCCUCCCAGUGCUGCCCAACCUGCGGACUCUCAAGCUCAUCUACGAGCUCAAAUCCAAUUGGUGCGCCACCUCCAACUGGAUCCAGAUCUUCGACGCCCUCGGCCCGUCAGUCCCCCAGCUCGUCGAGUUAGACCUUCGCGACGCAGGCUUUACCAACGGCUUCUUUCCUCCGCUUCUCGCCCUUCCCUCACUCCUCUUCCGCUCGCCUCUUCAUCACCAGCGUACACCGUCGCAGUUCAAGCUCGACUGCUUGGAGAACGCCAUGGCGCUCUCUCAGCCCUCCCCCGCGACAGCCAACCUCGUCCCAGUCCGGACUACCCUUCCAACCGAGCUGCUGCACCUCAUUGUCGAGCGCUGCGCAACCGAGCCGUCCUUACCUGACCGCUGCGACACCCUCUAUACGCUCGUACAGAGCAACAGGCUGUUCUACACCCUCGCACACCCUCUCCUCUACCGCUCCCUGCGGGCAACCAUCGUCUGCGGCGUCCGACGUCGCGAUCCCGCACUCGAGCGGGCUUUCCACACUCUCGAUACUUGUCCUGACCUUGCGAGACUCGUGGAAACGCUCGAGUUGACGGUGCAGUCGACCAAAAUCGGCGGCCAACGCGCAGGACUUGCCAAAUCUCGCAUCCCAGCUCUCCCCAGCCUCCGCACUGCAAUCCUCAGACGCUGGCCGAGCACAAAAUGGACGAAAGACGACCCUCUCCGCUCCGUUUUCUCCGCCCUCGGUUCCUCCGCUCCGCACCUCACGAUACUCGACCUCUCCUCCCUGAACCUCGGUAACGACUGGUGGAGGUUCAGCCAGCUCUUGUGGGACGACGAGUUUUGGUGUAGCGCGUUCAGGGAGUUGGAGGAGGUCAGGGUUGGGAGGAGGACAUGGAUGGUCUGGAAGCAGUGUACGCUCGCGAGGGCGUUUGAGAGGAGGAAGAUCAGGAUCGUGCAGGUGUAG